CGUUUCUCCGGUUCUAAAUAAACUCCUGUUUGUCUUGAAGAAUUGCAAUCGCAGAAGAAUGAAUUAUGUGUUCAGUGAGAUCUGACAUCACUUAAAGGUUUUGGGCUGCAGCUUGAUCAGAGUCGAUGAGAUGCUGGCGUGAGGGGUGACACUGGUUUUGUCUCCUCCCUGAGGUCCAGGGAGCCAGGAUGCAGGGGGCCAUAGCACGGGUGGUGGUGGCAGCGGCCAUCUUGAACCAUCCGCUGCUGUUCCCGCAGGAGAACACCACCCUCCCAGAGCAGGAUGAGGCCCUGCUGGCCCGCAUGAGGGAGCAUGAGAAGAGGCUGGAGCUGGAGCAGGCACGGCUGGAGCAGGAGCUCUUGUAUGCAGGCACGGAGCAGCAGGACCCUGGCUCAGAGGACGGCUACGGCUGGUACUUCUGGAGCGCCCUCUCACUGGUCAUCUUCUUCACUAUUGAGGUGUGUCGGCAGGAUUUGGCAGACAUGGAAGCCCGAUACGCUGAUGAUGAGGAUGGGUUUGUUGAGGGUGGAUCCAUCAGUUCCAAGACACUCCAGCUCGAUAAGGGAGUCCUAAACAGCUUCUGUGAGAGAUGCAUCCACACCUCGGCCCAUGAGAACUGGAGGGUGCGGGAAUUUGUGGAGGGCUUCGCUGACGACCUGCUGGAGUCCCUGAGGAGUGUGUGUGACAGGGAGACUGACAUGGAGGUGGCGGACUUUGUGGGCAUUGGGAGCAUGUUUGAGUCGUGGAGGGUGAGCAAGCCCCUGAUGUGUGAUCUCAUUGUCCCUUUCGCCCCACCGGAGCCAUACUCCUUCCAGUUCCAGCUGUGGUGCAGCCCCUCCAGUGACGUACCCCUGGACAUGCAGGGCUGUGGCAGGAUCAAGGUGACAAAGGUUGGGGAGAAUGAGGACGGCUGUCUCUGUGGCUCUGCCAACCUGGGUGAGGACAUGCUGUGCUUGCUACACAGCAAAAACGAAAAGCCCAGAGCAGACCACACCCCGGAUGACCUUCUGUGCUCCAAGAACACACCUUAUCUGGCUAAGGACCAGGUCAUGAAGUGGUUCCAGAUCUCCGUGACCAAAGCCUGGGGACGGAUUUCUCACAAGUACGAGUUUGAGCUCACUUUCCGCAACCUGGAUGCUACUGGAGCACUGAAGGUCAGAUUCCGCUCAGGAAAGGUUGUUGUGAUGAACAUCAUCCCCGUUGUGGAACUAGAUGGCACAAAUGCCUACUUUGUAUCACACUUCCCCUCUGACAGCAGCACCUCCUCAGACACUUACUGGCCCCUCUCCUUUGCUGUCUAUGAGAGGAACCUGCUCAAACAUGUGGCUAAAAGCCUGCCUGAAAAUUCCUGCCACCUCCACUGCCUUCAGAUCAUCACUUUCCUACACAAGAAACAGAUGGGUCUAACUGGCAGGUGUGCUCUGACCAACUAUCACCUGAAGACGACCCUGCUGCACCUGUUGUUGAGUAAGGGCUCGUCUAGCUGGGGCUCUGAGAGUCUGGAGCACAGGCUACGGGACAUGCUAGGCUUCCUUCACAGGAGUCUUCAGGAGAAGAGACUCUGUCACGCUCUGGUUGGGAACAGCCAAGUUCCACCAGAAGUCCGGGUUCCGGCAACAUUCCACACGGCGGAGCCCAUCAAUCUUUUCCGGCCACUGGUGUUACAGAGAGAGCUUUACGCUGACACGCUUCGGCAUUUCCAGGAGAUGCUCAGGAACGCUCCUGUUCUGAUUCAGGAGUACACGCCUCUGUUACAAAAUGGCGACACUCACCACAGACUCAACUCAAUGGCACAGUCUGAGUAAUGGACUCUGUUUUAAUGCACUGCAGUGAGUGGAGGCAUCCUUAAUAAUAAUAAUAAUAAUUAACAAAUGUAUGUUACAGCUUUAAGACAUUUCUCUAGGCACUGAAAAGACAGGUGAACAAUUUUUUUUGUUAUUUUGAAAUGGACUUUGUGGUUGGUGGUUUUAUUUGAAAGCAGCUUCUAAAAACACUCAAGGAAGUUACCAAAGCGUGUUCUUAGUAACAGUACUGUAACUGCUAUUUCAAUAUAGCUGUUUCACAAGUGCAAUUAUAUUUUACGGAAUGAAGGUUUACAAAAACUGUUUUCCCCUCACAAAAUUAGAGCAGUAUAUUUUGAUAUGAAGAAUAAGUAUUAUUUUUGUAUUCUAGAGAAGACCACAUCAUACUUUGUAGUAUGUGUGUUUUUAUGAUGCAGUAUUAUGCAGUACUUGUCAACAAUUGCUAUUUGACAUGAAGGGAUAUUCAUUUUGUAAACCGUGCAACAGUUUGAAAAUACCAACUGAAGACUCCGUUACACGUCUUGGCUGUCAUUCACCAAAGGAUAAGAAUGUCAGCAAAGAUAUUCCGUUGAAAUUCCGUUACAAUGGCUACAUGAGGAACAUAAGAAUUUUAGAAAUUCCUUUCAGCAUGACAAUCUUAGAAAUUACACACAACAUGUACACAGCAGAUGUUGUAAGGUGGUGCUAACUAAUUGAAGGAAAAAUUCCCCUCUGUUUAAGUUCAGUCUUAGGUUCACGUAUAAUUAAAUGGCAAAUAGACAACAUAUGGUUUGAGAUGGUGGAAUGCACUCAUAAAAAUGUCAUUUGUAUACAGGUGUGUGUAUAUGUAUGUGUGUAUAUACAUAUUUUUUUUAUUUAUUAAAAGAAAAUGUAUAUUUUGUAGUAUUACCCGUAUCUCUCAUACCCAUUGUAACUUGCCUACUUUUAACAGCGUAUGUUUUUUUAUUCAUAAAUGUUGAAGGACUAUCUAUUAUUGUGUUGUGAGUAAUGACAUUGAUUUUUCUACACAUGGACAUACAAGAUAGUGGCAGUGCUCCACAUUCUAUUCACAGACCUGUCCAAGUACAGUAUAGGUUUAUAAAUAUAUAAAAACACUG
Molecule: messenger RNA, 2899 nt
Organism: Salmo salar (Atlantic salmon)
Lineage: Eukaryota; Metazoa; Chordata; Actinopteri; Salmoniformes; Salmonidae
Gene: itprip
Product: inositol 1,4,5-trisphosphate receptor interacting protein
Cellular component (GO): membrane
Source: RefSeq, marked provisional